CCCCGGCCAAAUCUUCAGCCGCUGACGCCUCAGCUGGACCUCGUGAACUUGACAACUCUCAACAAUCCUAUUGUACUGCUUGCUCUCUCCACCUCAAUUGCAUCCCUUCUCGGUCGUCGCACGAGACUCAACGUUGCGCGAUCCAUUUUGUGGACACUCUUGUUGCCAGCCUUGCUGAUUGGUGUUGCCUAACGAUGGUAUGCUUGUCUCGGAUACUGGGAGUGCUAAUGCGGACAUACAAGCAAUCACAGCAAUACAGUUGCUAUGGCCUAUUAUUCCUCUGAGCCAUGGGUUGACCCCGAGUACGACAAGUCGUUCCUUUCUGAAAAGAUCGGACCUACUUCGAAUACGACCCACCCUACGAUACGUCGCAAAGGUCUGAAGACUUUCCCAAGCAGCAAAUUUAUUGUACCAGAAAACCCUAUGGGCAAUGGUCAGGACUUUCCGGAUUUUCACAAUACUUGGGAGUCCCCAUAUGCACCUGGAUACAACAAACCCCUGGAGAAACCAAAAUUCGACAAAGACGCGACGAUACAGUCUGCAACUUCGAGCGGGAUCUCAGUGCCUUGCGGGUUUGCAUUCCUAGGCUGCGAGUACAAGUCGUCAAACUCUCGUGGCGAUUGGACCUCUCAUACGUUGUCACAUCUCAAAGACGUCCCACCUUUGCACGUAUCCAUAUGUCAUGUACCUCAAUGCCCUUUCGUCGGUCAAGCCAAUGAGCAUCCCAAGAAUGUCUGGAGCGACCGUUUAGAUCAUUGCUGGUCACACUUUAUUGCUGGACACCCAUUAGAGGAAUUCUUGCAGAAGAACAGACUUCUUUACUCUCAAGGUACCCUUCGAGCCUAUCGGUAUGGAUCGUCGACUGAAAAUGGAAACGUAUUCAGGAAGCUUGCUACUUUGAGAGAAGGGGUUGUUUGCGAGGACACGAAGAAGAAACGGAUGCUAUAUCCGAAGAUUGAGCCACAGGUCGAGGACAUAAGAGAGAAAUCUCUGGUUCGUCAUGGUCAUUCCCAGUUGGUCAAAGCCCCUCCCAAGAGAGCGCUGUCCCCAAGGAAAUCUCUGCCAUAUGAUUAUGGCAAGGACAUGAAAUAUGAAGUACCGUGGAGCACACGUCAAUCCGUCCCGUCCGAGAGUCUUUUUUCAACUACUGAAUCAUACCGCUCUGUGAAUGGUAAGAGUGUAGCAACCUCGGAAUUCUUCCUUGACAGUGCUUCGAUUCCGGACUCUGUGUCUGAAAUACUUUCGGUUGCAAACUUAACUUUGGAAGAGCCACAUGAAACUACACAGACCAUAUCUGCGGAUCAUGAUGUGAUCAUGGAAAGUCAAGGAGAAUGUCUGACACCCGAGGAAUCUGACAAGGCGGCGCCAAUCUCCUCGCCUGCGUCGGCAAGAACCUCUAUCAUGGAAUCAACGUGCUCAGAAGACGAGACAGAUUGGGAUGGAGAGAGCUCAGAAGGUUCUGCUGCAGCUUUCCAGGAUGCUGUUGAAGACCAAUUGCUCGUGAAACACAAACUCACGUCUGCUCAGGCCGACUUGGUCAAUCGUCUUAUGAAAGAGUUCUGGGUUCUUUUCCAUCAACGCUGGAAAGCUCGAACCAAUCAACAUGGUGCAGCACAAUCCGAAACUUCAAAUACUACUACAGCGACAGCUACAGCAACGAGCUCGAGCUCUAUGCUUCCUCCAACAGGGUGGGCAUCUGUCAAGGCAAUGAAACGAUCUCGGAGUAAUGAAGAUGGAGAUUCUGAGAACGAAAGAGACAGACCUUCCAAACGGAAAGGAAAGGAACCUGCGUCUAUAGACGCCUCGGAAGUUGCUCUGAGGUAUGCAUGUCCAUACCGGAAGCACAAUCCAAGAAAGUACUCUGUGCAAGCCUGGCGCAGGUGUGCUCUCACUCCACAUACUUCUGUAGCUCGCGUAAAAGCGCAUUUGUAUAAAUACCAUACCAUCCACCAAUGUCCACGGUGUAAGAACCUAUUCCCAGAUAUUACUGGCUUGGAAGAACAUACACUAGCACCGGAUUCUUGUCUGGUGCAAGAAGCGGAGCAAGUCGACGGCAUCACGACCAAGCUACGACAACAACUGCAAGAUCGAAGAAAAGCCUUCCCUGGUCAGACAGAGUCCGACAGGUGGAUCCAGAUUUUCAAAAUCAUUUUCCAACCGGGAGAAGGCGAUGAGAUUCCAGAUCCCUAUUUCGAAGACGUCCGAGACACGGAACCAGAACCACCAUUGUCGCCCGAAUCACGAGUAUUCGCAGAAUACGAAGGCCACUUCCGUCGUGAACUACCCCGCCACUUCCAACACAUCCUCGAAACGACCAUAAUCAGCGAAAUGCAGCCCAUCGAAGGAAGAAUCCGACAACAGUUUAUGGCUAUGCUCGAAGAAGCACAAAAUCGCACCUUGUCCAGCUUUCGUGCUAGAUUCAGACCAGCUGAGACCCCUCUCGAUGGAGAGGGUAUGAGCUCCACGCAACAAGGAGAAAGUUAUUCGGAGAUGCUGGAGGCAUCGCAUCGCCCUUUAUCUGGCGUUAACUUUGAUUCUUUAUCGGUAUUCAACAUCUCAGACCCAGUCCCUGAUCCCUUAAGCGUCAAAGACGACAAUCUUCAAGAUUCGGCCUAUAUCUCAGAUCCACCGCAAGCGAGUUCACCUGAAGACAAUGCUUCCUGGAAUAUGGUCAGCGCCGUUUCCGACCACGGUUCCAAGCCAUCCCAAGAUGCCAGUGACCCUGAAUACCAUGGUUAUUCGGAGCUUCAGGACCUCGAUUUCUCUAGAGCCCCGGUUGACGAUUUUCUUGUUGCACAUGAAGCUUCAAUGGAAAAUGAUCCUCUUCUGUUUGAUGAUGUCUUGUGGGCACAGAUCGACCAAGAAGCAUUACACGAUGUGAAAGGUUGAGAGAAUCUUCAAGAUCGGUCUAGAAUGCUCUUCACUCAAUGUGCUUGUUGAAUAGCGACUUUAAGAUCAGCUAUUGUCGGGAAUGAUGCUGGAUGUAGAUAUGAUACAGCAAUUGUAUGUCUAUAUGUACAAGAAUUGAGGGAGAAAUUCACGUCGAUUGUUGAGGCAAAUACCGCUGUCGGACUCGUUUAUGCCAUC
Messenger RNA from Mollisia scopiformis, 3087 nucleotides. RefSeq lists its product as uncharacterized. The coding region runs from base 265 to 2889 and encodes 874 amino acids. NCBI's taxonomy places the organism in Eukaryota, Fungi, Ascomycota, Leotiomycetes, Helotiales, Mollisiaceae. The transcript has 4 exons. The record is from RefSeq and is a predicted model, not a curated record.